AAAGCCCGCCCUGCCUUGGUUCCCUCCCCAUAGUGCCAAAACUAAAUUCGCGCGCGAGAGCAGAACAUCAUUCGCGAGAGGCUGAGGCUGUUUUGUGCGACCGAAGUUAUUUCCCGCUCUCGCUUGCAACGAGGUAAUGCUCUCGAGGAGCUGUUUUCCUCGCUCGGGGAGCAGCGCUCGGAGUGCGCGCGUGCCGAGAUAAUUUGCGCGCUCGCAAUUAAUAUCUACGCGUGUGAUAUGAUAUAAUACGCCCGAAUGCAUGUUUUAUCACAUGAGUGCUUUAUGGCACUAAUGUGUCGCCAUACCUAUCGACUGUUCGAAGAAACAGCAAUACCAUGCUAAAUUUGCGACCAGCACAGAAAAAUAUGCUUUUAUGCUGCACUAGUGGGUUGUCUAUGAAGAAAAAAACAAUAGUAAGAAAAUAAAUUGUCACUGUUACACUUUCAGGUUUUCCUCACCACCUAACAGCUCAGACAUGUUUGCAAAAGCUACUGCAAAAUUUGUAGAGGAAGUGGAUCGAAGUCUGAAACCAGCAUCGAGUUGCAAUAACUCAAUUAAGUUGUUGUCAAUCGUGAUGGAGCAAAAGGGUCGCUGGCUGUUUCAGAAAACCAAAUAUUCUAACACUCCUUUUACCCUUGAUGAAAUGUUACAGGGUGACACCGUGGAACUUCCAGACGUCACAGUGACGGACUGCUCGCAGUACACUGAACGUGGGAGUGCCAAAAACCAGGCAAGCAUCGAGGCUACCUUGCAUCCUGACGUUGCUCAAUUUACCAUGGCACAUGACAGCACUUCAGAGCACAACAAUUCCUUUGGUGUCUUGAAGAAAGAAGAUCUAGAUUUGCAGAAGCUACAUGAAGUUUUCAAAGACAGGCUCAUCGACAUGGAUCACAUCCUGUUCAAGCAGGUUAAAAAAGAGAGAGCUUGGACUGUUUCCGGACUGGUGACGCAGAGGAUUGUGACGACUCAGAUAUCCACAAUUAGUCAGAGUGACCAACAGGCAAACACUAUAGGAGGCAAGAUUGGGCACGUGAUCACUAAGAUUGGCAUAAAUGUGAAUGCAGAGAUAUCCAGAGGAAGAUCUUCAUACCUGACUAUACAACCAAACACGACCAUUGCUUACCAGAAACAAGAACUAAGUGUGCAACCAAACGGAGUCUUUGACCUGAAUACCUUUUUCUUUGGGUAUCCCUGUGACGAACGCAAUAUGUGCAACGAGUCACCGGUGUGCAUGGUGCCGGGCAGCACCUGGCUAACAAAGGAAGUUGCCGAGCUGAGUCCUAACUUUGAACUGCUUUCGGGUCUCAAAGCUUCAGCCAGGGCCUCUCUGCUCCAGCACCUCGUUUCAGCCAUGAAGCAGUGCGGGGGGGUCCAUCUACUGGAGGGGGUGCUAAGCCAGAUGCUUGAUGGCGAACUCCCCUCUGUGGUCCGUGUUGAGGUCGAGGCUCAGAGAGAGGCCCUCCAGGGCAUACUGGAUGUCCUGUCUGACACUGGACUGGAGACCGAGGACCCCAGCAGUCCUCUCGGUGCUUUUCACCUCGUUACCAGUGCCCUGGCUGAAAUGCCGGAUGACGGCCUUGCUGUCCUGGUGUCGAGAUGCACUCCCCCAGAUCCCCAGAUGCUGAGCUCCCUGGAGCUGCUGAUGCAGUGUGUGAUCGAGAAUGGGGAGAUGUCUCUGAGCAGUGAUGACCUCGCUCCCCUGACCGGGGAGACCUUCCAGUUGACAGAGGAGCUCUUCGACUCCUGUGGAGUGGGUCUGCAGAGAGACGGAGACGUGCUGAGGACGGAGCUCAGCGAUUGCUACGAGCCGCAGCCUCUCGUCCUUUGCAUUGCCAUCAAAGGCCUUGCUUCCCUAGCCCGGUGUUAAUUAGGGACAGGAAUCACCAGGAUGCUCACAAUACGAUAUCACAGGGGCUUUCGUAGACCAUUAUUAUAUGGAUUGCGAUUCGUUGUAUUUUUCGAUACAAUGGUGCGAUACACUUUUGGCGAAAUGUUAUCUUUUGUUUCUGGCUUUCUAUUAUUUCUUCAAAAAAAGUUAUUUUAUGUCACCCUGACAAUUGUGGAACAUGAAUUUGAUGUUUUUAUAAAAUUUGUUUUCACAAUGUAGGAUUCAAAUUUCUAUGCCAAAAAAAAAGAGUACUGUGUUGUUUAACCUUAUCAAUCUCAUUGCGUUUAAAUCAUUGAACAACCUUAAUAAAGACAACAAUCAAAUUUGUUAUUUACUGCAUUCCAGCCUUCUCUCCCAUAAAUAAACAUAAAAGUUCUGUGUUUUAAAUCAGCAAAGGUUUAUAUGUUUGCUAGGUAUUUCAUUUAUUUGAUAGAUAUUAUGGCAUUGUAGAUAUUAGGCUGAUAAUUGAUGAUAUUGAUAAAUUCAGGCUCAGGGUUAUACAAUGUGAGUAUUCUCUAGAUUUAUCACUGACUGCCUUCAAUCUUAAACUGCUGAUAUAAGCUUAAACCCUUCUUAAACUAUGGUUCUUAAACCCCUCCUUAUGAAAUAAAUCGGUUUUUACCUCAGAUU
This is a messenger RNA of Gadus morhua (Atlantic cod), 2518 nucleotides long. Its product is annotated as gasdermin-E. The transcript is spliced from 9 exons. The record is from RefSeq and is a predicted model, not a curated record. The coding region runs from base 476 to 1867 and encodes 463 amino acids. Gene Ontology annotation, cellular component: cytoplasm. Gene Ontology annotation, biological process: programmed cell death. NCBI's taxonomy places the organism in Eukaryota, Metazoa, Chordata, Actinopteri, Gadiformes, Gadidae.